Ostrinia furnacalis (Asian corn borer) is the source of this 4711-nucleotide messenger RNA. It is a transcript of the gene smg, whose product is annotated as sterile alpha motif domain containing protein 4 smaug. Gene Ontology annotation, biological process: negative regulation of translation; nuclear-transcribed mRNA poly(A) tail shortening; regulation of mRNA stability. NCBI's taxonomy places the organism in Eukaryota, Metazoa, Arthropoda, Insecta, Lepidoptera, Crambidae. Gene Ontology annotation, molecular function: protein binding; translation repressor activity; mRNA binding. Bases 254 to 2047 code for a protein of 597 amino acids. Gene Ontology annotation, cellular component: P-body. The record is from RefSeq and is a predicted model, not a curated record. The transcript has 7 exons.
ACAGCCAUUUUGGAUUUCGAUAAAUAAUGAACAGCAACCGAAAGUAAUGUUUUUUGAUCUACCUGUAAUUUUGUUGUGUAAAAUAAGUUUUGAAUUAGCGGUAAACAUUCGUGCCAGUCGUCCACGUACCUGCUCGAGUUUAGGAUCGUCCUACUUUGGGCUGAAUCCUGCCUCGACGAUCAGCUGUCAGGGACCUUUGACGUGUAGAACACAAACAAAUCUGAUAUUGUUGGGCUGAUAUGCUGUUGUCGAGAUGAGCGGCACGUUUUACGAGCAGCUGGGGGGCGUAGCCGGGAUGUUCGAGCAAUGGGGGGCAUGUGAGAAGACUGUGUUAGCUUGUGCCCUAGCUCGAAGAGUGCCGUGGCCAGGUUUGAAGCUGGUGCAGCGAGCUGUGGAGGCGGCUCUUCAGCACCACGUCGAGGACGAGCGUCUGGAGCGAGACGCGAACGACGAAACGUUGCUGGCGAGCCUCCUCACGCCGAGGACGGAUGAUAACGAGGAUGAGGGUGAGCAACUCCUGCAACUCUUGACCCUUUUGCCACUCCUCCGGACCGACAAUGAACGGGGCAAGGAUGUGUAUAUGACUGCCACCCCUGCCCUCGUUCAGAGGUGCGUGGACGCGCCUCGGCGGUCGUCUGUGGCACCCGAACUUUGUCGACAGCUACUUUCGUACCUACUAGUCCAUCCAGCCUUAACGGCUCAUGACCAAAGUACAUUAACACAAUGGCUACGUUACCUAGAGAAUCACAUUUCAGGCAAUAGAAAUACAGAAUCAGUAUGGCAACAGCGAAUAGAGCCUUGCCUAUUGCCAGAAACAAACAUUUGGGGCACAACCAAUUCAUUUAGGAGGACAAUAGGCAAAAAUGUUGAAUUUAGAGGAAUGCUUGACACAUUAGAGUCAUGUUAUACAGAUAUAUUACAGGAAUCCUUUUCCAAAAAUGGCAGGGAUGUAGAUCUUAGUUUAGAAGGUGAAAAACUGAAUUUUGACGCGGCAAUAUCUCAGCCGAAAUCUCAAAGAUCGAAUAGUUUAACUCCUCCAUCAACAAAUUUUAUGCAAAUGUCUUCCUCUGCCGAGAAUCUGAGUGACGAGCCUUUCGUGCAGAAACCGCGAAGUUUUUCACUCUCGAGUGAGCAUAGUUUAGGCCAGAUAAGGCCAAUAAGUAUAAUGUACGGGACGACAGGAAGCGAAACAAGGUUAGAUGAGCUCAAAUCAAAUAAUUAUACGGAACAUCCUGGCAUGUCGACUGUUGCACAGUGGCUAAAGAGUUUGAGGUUACACAAAUAUGUUUGGCUUUUUACAAAUAUCACUUAUGAACAAAUGAUGGCUAUAGAUGAGAAGUACCUUGAAGAAUUAGGUGUAACAAAAGGUGCUCGCCACAAAUUGCUCUUAUCAAUAAAGAAGUUAAACGAACGCCUAGCAACAUUGGAAGCGGUGGAGACGGAGUUAUCUUCAGGCGUGUCGGCGGCGGCCGCGGCAAGGGCUCUCGAACGCCUCCGGGGGGUUUUAGUGAGCCCUAUGCUGCCUACUUCGGAUCUGCCCGUCGCGAUAGUACGCGCUUUGGAUACUGCAUCAAAGAGUUUAUGCAACGGCGCGGGCGCGAUCGCUCGCGUGCCGACAUUAGCGCCGCCUGACGAGAGCGAGCUCGACUCGCCCGUCGACCCGCUGUCGCUGCACUGCUGGCUGGUGGAAAAGGCGCUGCACCACGAGGCGUUCAGUCGGCCGGAGCUGCAGGCGGCGCUGAAGCGGCUGCGGCACCGCCUGCCGCCGCGACAGUUCUUCCACCACGUCAGCGACAUGCCGCUCAACAGGCGGUGUCCCAAGCCCAGAUGGCGCGUCGGCACUCACAACGGCUACAAGCCUAUCCACAGGCGGACGUGGGCACCCGCCUGCCGCGGGCCGCUGCUGCCGCGGCCCAAGUCCAACUCCUACCCGCCCUUCCCCCCGCACGCGAUACCCCGCCCCCCUCCCCCCGCGUCCGUCCUGUCCGACGACUACUCCAGUCUGGAUGCGCUGUGUCUGCAAAUGACGGAACAAGCUAUCAAUUGAGCUGGUGAGUGAGAAGCAAGUAAACAGCUCUUUUAGCACCAAUGGGACUUUUAUGGACGAUUGGAACUUACAUGUAACAAGCUUAGGGUCCCAACUCUGAAAGUUGUUUAAGCGCCAGCGGGCAAAAUGAGAUGGGUCAGUUGAACUAAUUCCGUGCCAGACAUUAAAUCAUCUCACGAUUUUGAGGAUGUUGAAAUCGGUGGCAGUUGAACUAGCCUGUGCCAGAUAAACUAGAACUUUUCAGGCCCAAUGAAAAAGAUUGAUGGGUUUGUGGAACUAGCGUUGAGUGAUACAAUGCUAGACAAAGUUAAACAACUCUCUUUCUAUAUGAUCGGUAUGACAAAAGACAGGUUGUGGCUGUCAAAUAGCUUCUAUUGUCCGCACCAAUAGAAAUAAGCAAACUUGCAAUCCGUUUGUACAAAAUUGUCUACUAAAAUUGAUCCUUGAGAAAAUGUUCUCUGUAAAAAUUGAUUUUUCAUAAUGACUGAAGUCUAUUGAUGCAGACUAUAGAGAACGUUUUAAUACAGCAAACAGACAUAUAUUCUGGUUGUUGUAACAGUUAUUUGAUAGUCUUGUCUCUUGUCAUUUGAUUGGGAGAGAAUUUCAGGAAAUGGCACAAAAGGAUUGCAACCACAAUUUGAUUUUAUUUUUGGGACUAACAUGAUAUUGACUGUUAGAAACACUACAAUAACAAAAUAUAAAAUCAAGGAAACGUAUUACAGCAGAUUUAUAGUGACACUACGCUUUUUUGGCGACGAAGUUUUUAUAAUUUAUAAAACAAUAACGUAUGGCGUUUCCUAUUGAUCGAAUUUUUACUUCGAUGUUCAGUAGAUGUUAGUUCCAAACAAGUCAGUUUUUAAAAUGUAUUGGUGUAUAGUUCCACUUUAACCCAUUGGUUAAAACUGUCUUGUUGUACAGUUCAAUUGUUUGUUCAAACAUUGGCGACGAGGGAACGCGGUUCGAUAGCAACUUGUAUGUAAAUAGGACUAUUACCGAAUGAUGCAGUGGCUCAUGUCAAAUCAGCCCUAUCAUGUUGUACCAAAAUAUGUACUAGCAACGUAUGUUCAGUCUGCAACGUCUUACGUUAAUGGACUCAUUCCUUGUUUGACUUACUCGUAACAGAUGGUACAACUAUAUUUAGUAGUUAUAAUAAUCCUAUAGAGGUUAAUUCAAUUGUUAUUUUAAUUUAAAUAGAUUAUUUUUCUAUUUAUUCAUAUACAUGGACAAUGUUUGCAUUAUACUGCACAUAUUAUAUUAUACUGUCUCAAAAGUGAAGCAAUUUAAAUUAAUUCUAUGACAUGUUUACUUGUAUUUUUUAAUGAAAUUCACAAUAAUGUAUCUUCCACGUUAAGGCUAGUAGUUCACUGACAACGAAAUUUAUAUGCUUGUAUGCGUGGACAGUACCAGGGAAAAAAUAAAAUAGCCAUAUAGACUCUGCUACUGCCAAUAUUUAGGGAGCUGGUUUGCAAUGUGCAUGUUAUUUUAAGAUUGUUUUAAUUUAUGAUAUGAAUUUUAUAUUGUUAUAGAUAUUAUGAAUUUAUUAGCAGUGAUUUCGUUUUGAAAUCCAAUAGAUCUAUGUCUUACGAAUGGGAUUUCUCUGAAAUAUACUCUAUACAAAUUAUCUAGCCCUGAGUUUUUACAUUUAAAUUAUCAAAACGCAUAUUUAAAUCACUGCUUUCUAUAAAGUAUGGGUGUUGAUAUGGUUAACUUUUAAUGGAUGUAUGUAUUGUAUGUAUACUUAUUUUGACAAAGAAAUGAGAGCUAGAGAAAUGUUGCCUUAAUUUAACCUAAAAUACAAAUUAAUUAUUGGAGGUUGUAAGCUAAAUUCGUCUGACCAUUUAGGAUUCAUUAAUAUACAUAAUAGUUAUUCAAACUUGGUUGUAACAAACGCUAAUGUUAAUGUAAAUACAUAUUUAUAAGUAUUGUUAAUUUAUAACAUGAACUAAAAAUCGGUGACAACGACACAACUCGAUUCGACUCGGCCAAUCGAAAAAUACUAUUAAACUACACAUGAACAUAAAUUUCUCUGGUGCUAACAUUUCAUUUCUUCGGUUUAGUUUAGUAAUAAUGAAAUAGGGCUACAAGAAAUUGUUUUUAAAUGACACAAACCACUUGCUUAGCUGUAGUUUACCAGUGUGUACCAUGUAGAGAAAUAUCACGGGAUUGUGACGAAGUGUCGGUUGUGAUGCGACGCCAGAGCAUCAGCUCUGAAUUUACCAGAAUUCUUGUUGUUAUGUUGGUCAACUAAUGUGGUAUUGUACAUAGUUAUGAAGUCACUACGGGAUCAACGCGAGUCCGACGGCCUAAUCGGUAUUACAGAUAGUUUGUCCUGUCUUUGUGAUUGUUGUCCUGUAACACUACACAAUUGCGUCUGUUUGUAACUAUUAUAAAUGUUGAUGUAAUUAGAUAGUAUAAUCUGUUGACUGAUGAUUGAAUAAUUUAUGAUGUUUGCGUAUGAUUUAUUUAUUUAGGUUAAACUAUCGAUUAUACAUUUUGACUGGAUCAAAAAUCUGAUUGUAACAUGUGCAAUUUUUUUUUUAUUUACAUAUAAAAUGUUAUAUAGAUUCCAUGUAAAUAAUGGACUAGAAUGCAAUGUAUUUAUUACUAUAAAUAUUGUAAUAAGGUAACACUUGUUUUUGUACAAAACAUGCAGGAUAUUGUGUU